AUGCCAAAACGAGCAGUUUCAUUUGCCGAUGAUAUUGAAACGCGGACUUUUAAGCGAGACCGUUUGGAUAUUGAGGGGCUAGAAAAAGAUGAGGAUUUUGAUAUGCCGAUGGAAGAAAAAAAUGAACAGGUAGGCUGGUGUUUUAAUUGUUUUGUAUUUACGAAAUAAAAGAUUAAUAAAUAAAUUCCGAUCCAGAAAAUUGAUGAAGAAGAAGAUGAUAAGAAAAAGCAUCAUACAUUGGAAAGUGACGAAGAAGAAGAGGAAGAUCACAAAAGACUUGAUAUGAAAAAAGUGGAAGGACAAGAGGAGACAACUAUGGAUUUCGAAGGAAAUAUCAAAAUCACCGCGUUCAAUAUGAAAGAAGAUUUGGAAGAGGGACAUUUUGAUGAGACUGGCAAUUUUAUUUAUGAUAAGAAGGAGAAGGAUUUACAGGUAGAAGCUAGAUUUUUCUGAUAGUUUAUUUAUUGUUUUUUUUUUUGCAGGACGCUUGGCUUGAUGGCAUCGAUUGGUCGACGGUGAAAAAACGAGCCGGUGAUCAAUGGGAAGGUGAAAAUGGGAAAAAAGAUGGCGAAGAUGAUGAUGAUGAGGAGAAUGCGCCGGUGACAAUGAGUGAUUUGAGAAAGAAGGAGAUUUUUGAGCAACUUGUGGAGGUAAUUUUUAAUGGAAAAUAUGGGGGUUCCAUCUUUUUUUUUGUAAAACAUAUAAUUUUUGGUUCUAACACGAGACCUGAACAAUGCUUCAAAAUUCCAUGUUCCUUUGAACUUCUUGGUCUCGCCACGAUUUCCUCUAUUUUUCCCCUAAAUUCCACAUUUUCCAGCUCCUCAAACCGAAUCAAACAGUGGCGAAAGCAUUAACAGAGUUGAAAAAGAAAAAGGGUGAGCUCUACUUUCUUUCUCUCUUUCCAUAUUUAAAAAUAUCUCUCAUUUUCGAAAAAAAAACAACAAAAAAGUAAUUAUAGGUCUUUCUGCUGCCGAAGAGCGAAAAUUGCGAUGGGCAGCAAAAAAGGCGGGAAAAUCGCUGGAAGAAACGGAUGGACAAAAAGAGACGACAAAAUUGAGCGGAUUGGCUGAUGAAUUGAUUUCGGCUGGAUUUGUGAGUUUUUUUGGGUGAAAUUAAAUUUUGGUUGGCUACUCGAAACACUCCAGUAAAUUUUUUUACCUUUUUUGAAUGGUUCGGCUAUAAUUCUAGUUACCAGAAUUGAUUUUUUAUGGUUGAUUUUUCUUUAUUGAUUUUUCAGACUGUCUGGUUUGAAAGUUCCCAAAAUUUUGAAAAAGAACGGGUUUUAUAGAAAUUUUUCUGAAAAUGUUUAAUUCACAAAUUUUCGAGGAGCUCUUAGACUAAUAAUUAUUUUCAAUGAAAUGUUUUUUCAAAAAAUCAAAUGUGAAAAUUCCCCAAACAAAGUUUAAAUUAUGACGUACCAACUAACCUAAAAUUUGUCAUAUUUUUUUCCAAAAAAAUUUUUUUUUUUUAAUUUUCAGAUGGAUGCUUAUGAAUGGCACAAGGAGAAAAUCGCAUUUCUCCUCCAAAAAAUGACAAAUACAGCUGUCGAUGAUUUGGAUAUGUUUUCUGAUGAACCAGCAGUUGCCACGUCAUCUACUUCGGCAACAAACCAAAAUGAUUUGGACGAUGAAGUGAAAUGGGAAUAUAAAGAAAAUGAUGAACCGAAUACACCAAUACAGGUUAGAGAUUUCGAGUUUUUUAUGCUAACGACCUGAAAAUACAGUAUUUUUGAAAAUUUGAACUAAAAAAAAUAAAUUUCGCUUUUCUAAAUUUUCAGAACCUGGAAAAUUUUAGUUUAAAAAUCAGGAUUCAAAGAAAAUAUCACGAAUAUUGUGAGCUUCAUUUUUAGACCAUAAAGAAGCAGCUGAAUUUUUGAAUGACAACAUUUUCCGAUAAUUCUCAUGUAGGCUACAUUGAUUAUGCAAAUAGAGAAACAAAAUAUUUGCCAAAAAACAAAUUGAUUUUUGGUUUAAAAAUUAUUUUUGUAAGAACAUCAAUACCUUAUUUGAAAUACCGAUAUUAUCCCUAAAAUAAAUCAACUACUCUAAAAAUAUCUUUUAUCUCACCCUAACGUUACCCAAACUCUUUUUCAUUUUUCUUCCAGGGACCAUUCACAUCUUCUCAAAUGGCUGAUCGGCAAUCAAAAGGCGAAUUGUCACAAAAAGGAGUUGCAAAACGCAUGAACACACCUGGAUCUUUCAAUCCGGUUUCAAGAAUCGAUUUUGAUUUGUAUUGCUAA
Molecule: messenger RNA, 2239 nt
Organism: Caenorhabditis angaria
Lineage: Eukaryota; Metazoa; Nematoda; Chromadorea; Rhabditida; Rhabditidae
Source: the annotation of a GenBank genome assembly